Gossypium raimondii (Peruvian cotton) is the source of this 1306-nucleotide messenger RNA. RefSeq names its product protein EXORDIUM-like 7. The transcript has a single exon. Bases 54 to 1052 code for a protein of 332 amino acids. The record is from RefSeq and is a predicted model, not a curated record. NCBI's taxonomy places the organism in Eukaryota, Viridiplantae, Streptophyta, Magnoliopsida, Malvales, Malvaceae.
CUUUAACCGUCACAAAGCUGCAACAUCCAAAGAAACAACAACAGAAAAAAAAAAUGGACAAGCUCUCUUGUUAUCUUCUCUUGCUAUUGUCGUUCUUUUGUUUUCGUUUGGAUCUUUCAUGGAGUCUAGAAACUAGGUUUAACCGAGCUCCCAAUAAUCAGGGUUCUUCAGACCUGGCUAACCUUGUGUACCACAUGGGUCCAGUCCUUUCAUCGCCUAUCAAGCUGUACAUAAUCUGGUAUGGUAACUGGAAUUCAACCCACCAAGCUACUAUUAGGGAUUUCUUAAAUUCCUUUUCUUCUCCAGCUCUUUCUCCUUCUGUUGCUGAUUGGUGGAAAACUGUGAGGCUCUACACCGACCAGACAGGAUCCAACAUCACUGAUAGCCUUUCCCUUUCGGGGGAAUUCUUUGAUUCAAGACUUUCCAAUGGUGUUCGUCUAAAUCGUUUAUCAAUGCAACACAUCAUCAAAAACGCAGUCACUUCCAAGCCAAGCCCACUGCCUCUCGAUCCUCGCAAUGGUCUCUAUUUGGUGCUGACUUCAUCUGAUGUCCAGGUUGAUGAAUUCUGCAGGGCAGUUUGCGGCUUUCAUUACUUCUCCUUCCCAUCCAUUGUUGGUGCCACGGUUCCUUAUGCCUGGAUUGGUUACAGUGGGACUCAGUGUCCAGGCGUGUGUGCCUAUCCAUUUGCCCGGCCUUUGGGGGCGCCACCGCCGAGUGCGAUGGGAGGUAACGACAUCAUGCGCCCACCGAAUGGAGAUGCCGGAGUCGACGGGAUGGUUAGUGUUAUAGCUCACGAGCUAGCUGAAUCGUCGAGUAAUCCACUGGUGAAUGCAUGGUAUGCUGGUGAUAAUCCAAUUGCACCGGGUGAAAUCGCAGACAUGUGCCUCGGUUUGUACGGUUCAGGCGGUGGCGGUGGGUAUGUGGGUAAAGUUUCCACGGAUGCAGGGGGGAAUGGCUACAAUGUGAAUGGAGUUAAAGGAAGAAGAUUUUUGGUUCAAUGGGUAUGGGAUCCUGUGAAAAAAAGAUGCUUUGGACCUAAUGCCAUGGAUUAAAAGUGCAGCACGUAAAGCAGUUUAACCUGUUUCUUGCUAGAUGGGCAAGAUGAAAAGACAGGCCCGCGGAAGCAUAACGGAAUUGGUCGGCAAUGUAAUAGAAAGAGUGAGCUACCUUCUUGAUAAAUAUUGUAUGUACUUUUAAGAAAAGAGCGACAGGGAUGACGAUCCUUUGCUUGUAUAAUUCGCAUUUACUUUUCGUGUAUGUUAGCAGCACAAUUUGAAUAAAUAAAUAACUCUAAUUUGGAUUUGAA